Molecule: messenger RNA, 2152 nt
Organism: Cyprinus carpio (common carp)
Lineage: Eukaryota; Metazoa; Chordata; Actinopteri; Cypriniformes; Cyprinidae
Gene: nrm
Product: nurim
Cellular component (GO): nuclear membrane
Source: RefSeq, a predicted model, not a curated record
UUUUGGCGCGUUACUGCAGCCGCUCCUUCCGGAAGUUCCGUGUCGUCCGUUGGAGAUAUUAAUAUUAUCAUGGCGUCGGUGACUUUUCGCGACUGUUUUCUCUGCGUUUCUGCUUUAAUUACCUUCGUUUCCGUGUUCGUGACCGGUGCGGACUUUGUUCGCUUCGUGUCGUUUCGUGCCAUCUAUCAUAACCUGAGCGGAGCCGCGCCUCUGUGUCGAGACUCUGUGCCCUGGUCCGUGGCUCUGCGGGACGGGGUGGUCCUGAAGGCGGUAGCUGUGGAUGUGUUCCUUCUGGUCCUCUUCAGUCUCCAGCACAGUCUGCUGGCCUGGACUCCAGUAAAGCAAGUCUGUCAGAAUGUGUUUGGGGUUUUAUUCAGAUCCGUGUACUGCUUCACCACCGCCGCAGCACUGCAGAUAUUGAUGCACUACUGGCAGCCGGUCACCAGCGCCCCCUGCCUGUGGUCAGUGCGCACUGCACCCUGGGACAUCUGGUUCCCACUCAUCUGUUUUAUCUUACACUUCCUGUGCUGGGCCAUAAUCUGCAGCAUCCUGCUCAUCUUUGAUUAUCCCGAACUACUGGGCAUCAAACAGGUGUAUUAUGAGUGUCUGGGUCUGGGUGACCCUCUCCUGCUGAAGUCAGAACGAGCGCAGCGGCUCUACGCUCACCUCAGGCAUCCCGUCUGUGUGGAGCUGCUCACGGUGCUCUGGCUCCUCCCCACAUUCCCGCUGGACCGACUCCUGCUGGCCGUGUACCUGUCCGCUUACCUGAUCCUCGCUCACUCGCUGGACGCCCAGGACUGCGCUUACCUGCGCCGGCAGCUCCGCAGCAAACUGCAGCUCUUCUCUGCACCACUAGAGGGCAGCGAUCAGAGCAACAACACGCAUAAGACAGACUGAAGACAGUCGUGGUCAAAAAAUAGUGUAAUGCUGCCUUCAGAUUAUUACCUAGAAAAUAAUUUUCAUAUUUCUUUUCACUCAAAAAGUCAGGAAGAUUUACCACUAGUGCAACCGAAUGAACAGCAAAUGUAGUGAGUAACUGAGGCUUUAUCUGUGCAUUUUAUCAUUCUUGUGCUGCUACAGGGAAUGAUGGGAAAUGUAGUUUUGUUACACAAGCCUCUUGCCUCAAAACCAACUAUAUUGUAGUCCUUCAACAGUACACAAAUGCACGCAAACUAAAUUGUGCUGUUAACAGUUAAAGCUGUUAACAACAAAAAUGCUUGCACCUUGAUGCUUUAAUUGUCCUGCCUAUUUUUGACUUUGGGUGGCGUAAAUAUGGUCAUAUUGAUGUGAUUUGAAGGCAGCAUUACAAUUAAAGCUAUGUUUGGAAUGAAAUACUAGAAUACUGCAUAAUAUACACUAUAAACUGUCCAAAAUAUAUUUUUUUAAGUACUUGAAACGUUAUUUGCAUGCAUCAAUUGCAAAAUUUCAAAUGUAACAAAUGCAGCACAUUGCAUUUCUUAUCAUUACCAUGCAUUUUUAAUAAGUUUGUGUAUUUUUGAGCAAUAUGACAGUAUGCCACUCCAAAAUCCGCCAGUAUUUGAAGUCUUCAUCCUUUGUUCAUUUUUUCUAUCUGCAGUGUUUACUUUAACUUUCAACAAAUUAGCAUUUACAAAUGAAUAGUUACAUAGAAAGCUAAGUUAGUUGGGGGAAAAAGAUGACAGAUUGGAUGAAGUUAUUUUGGUCAUUUGUUUCUGCUUUUUAUAAAGACUUUUGUACUACCACAGUUUUGCCUCUUACUGCAUGUUUUUAUAUAAUACUUUUAUUUUUUGCAAAUACUUUAGCAUCGCACAACCAAGAAGUGAGCAGGUGAUGGGAUAAAUACUGCGUUAUGUACUGAGCUCCUGUGUUUUUCAUGUUUAAGUGUCAUACUACUACAAAACAUGCCUUUUAUUUUAUGCAAAUGUUUAAUGCUUGAAGUGUGUUUACAUAAUGACCUCAGAGUUUGGUACAGAAUGUAUUUUUAUAUGGUCAAUAAACUUGAAAUUACUUUUGUAGAAGUACAUGAAAAACUGCACUGUUGUUAGAGCUAAAAACCAUUAUUAAACUUUGUUUAUUGACUUUUAUUGGCUUUUUUCCGUACCAUGAUGUGUGUUUUAUAAGGUUAUCAUAUUUGCUAAAUAAUGCUGAAUAAAAAAAAAAAUGCAAGAAAUUA